This is a messenger RNA of Phlebotomus argentipes, 1407 nucleotides long. RefSeq names its product UPF0430 protein CG31712 (gene Arglu1). The transcript has 5 exons. Bases 109 to 801 code for a protein of 230 amino acids. Lineage: Eukaryota; Metazoa; Arthropoda; Insecta; Diptera; Psychodidae. Gene Ontology annotation, molecular function: cadherin binding. Gene Ontology annotation, cellular component: mitochondrion; nucleoplasm. The record is from RefSeq and is a predicted model, not a curated record.
GGCGCUGGCGGUUGCGGAAUUGUCAAAAUUGUGGCGUCGUAAAAAGUUGCAUGAAAAUUUUUAGACUGAAUUUUCGCCUGUUUUCCAUGUGUAUUUCUCUGUGAAAGAAUGGGCAGAUCACGGAGUAGAUCACCGAAGCGCCGGCGGAAGAGUAGCAAACACAGAAAACACAGUAAAUCGAGAGACAGAGACCAUGAAAGAAGUUCCAAAUCGAGAAAGCGUUCCAUUUCCAUAUCUUCCGACAGCAGUAGUGAAAUACCACACAAGAGCCAUCGGAAGAGGAGCAAGGAAAUCGAUCGAUUGGCAGAAAUGGAGAGGCAACGUAGGCAGAAAGAUGCAGAGCAGAGGGUAAUUGAGGAGGAGGCCGCCAAGAGGAUAGAAUUGCUCGUGAAGAAGCGCGUGGAAGAGGAACUGGAGAAGAGGAAGGAUGAAAUUGAGCAGGAAGUGACAAAACGCGUGGAGGCGGCCAAGAAACAGAUGGAACAGGAAAUGAUGCUCGAGCUGGAAAAGCGAAGGGAGCAGGCUCGCCAAGAAGAGCAAAAGCGAGAGGAGGAGGAGAGGAAAAAACGCGAGGAACUGGAAAGCAUUUUGGCGGAAAAUAACCGAAAAAUUGAGGAGGCACAAAAGAAACUCGCUGAAGAGCGACUAGCGAUUAUUGAAGAACAGAGGAAAAUGGAUGAAGAGCGCCAAAGGAUGCGAAAAGAGCAGGAGAAGAGGGCAAAGGAGGAGCAGAAAAUGAUUCUGGGCAAGAAUAAUUCUAGGCCAAAGCUAUCAUUUUCCCUCAAGCCUGGCGUCUCGUGAAAUUGUCGCGAUUUGCCAACUGAGCCAAAUGAGAAUAUUUCCAAUUCCUAUUGAAUUUUCCCUCCUCCCCCUCCACCCCCCGCGCAGCAAUAACCAACGGGUUUUGUCCCUUUUUUCCCUUAAUCUCUUUAAGUUUGUUUUCUUUUUCCCUAAUUAUUCAUUCUCUGUUGCGUCGUUGAGCACGCGCGCAAAGCCAAUCAUUGAUUUCAAAUAGUGGUUUUUUUUUUCUUUUAUACAAUAUGAAUGGAAGAAAAAUCGAUGAUCUCUUCCUGCUUUUGAAAGUUUAAUUAUAGAGAGAUUUGAAGUAUUUUCUCCCCAUUUCCUGUGCUCUCAUUUUGAGACAAAACAAUGAGUGAAAAUGAAGUAUUUUCAUCAUGAUAGAGAAGAUGAUAAGAAGCGUUUUUGCUGUGGCAGUGGCAUUUCGUCAGAAAAAAAAAGAAAUUUUCACACUAACUAUAAAAAGGAAAUAUAAUUCAAAAGAGAGAGAGAGUGAGGGAGAUAUUAGAUUAAAUUUUCAAAUAUAUAGAUUUUCCUCUAUCGAAUAUACUCUCCUAUAUAUAUAUAUAGCAAUCCUACCACAGAAAAAUACAUAACUCUUGAAGUAAA